AUGCAACCAGUCACUGGCGUUUCUACCCCUCACUCGGCUGCUUCGUUGAGACCUUUCAAUCUCGCCCAUGGCUCAAUCGAACACACCCUUCUCGUUCCUACCGCCCUGUAUCUUAACUUUACUCAGAUCAGAGACCAAUUCUACACAACUCUCCCUACACCAACAGAAGACUUUGUCGGAGAUGACGAACCCGCUUCUUCUACAGAACUUCUUGCUGCUUUCCUCGGCUUUGUAGCUUCUACCGUCGUCGAAGAACCUGGACCAUACGAUGAAGUUCUUUCUCUCGUCCUCACCGAGUUUGAAACUAGAUUCCUUCGCGGUAACAAUGUUCACGCAGUCGCAACUGCCCUUCAAGCCUCUCCAGAUUCAAACACAACCACCGCUAAAGUCAAGAAUGUCGUUAGAUCAUACUAUGCUGCAAGACUCGCCGCUAACCGCCCAAUAAAAUCUCACGAGUCUGCUCUCUUUAGAGCCAUUGAAGAUGGCCAAGCCUCCAUCUACGCUAUCUUUGGUGGCCAGGGCAAUUCGGAAGAUUAUUUCCAAGAACUUGUCGAGAUUUACUCCGUCUAUGGUGACCUUGUCUCUGACUUUAUUCAGCUCCUUGCUGACAAGAUUCUCUCUCUCUUUAGAACCCACGAAGACGCCAAGAAGAUCUACACAAAUGGUUUCGACAUUAUGAAGUGGCUCAAGUCUCCAGAAUCAACCCCAGAUGUCGACUACCUCGUCUUUGCCCCUGUUUCAGUCCCAAUCAUUGGUAUCAUCCAACUUGCCCACUUUGCCAUCACUUCAAAGGUUCUUGGCAAGACUCCUGGUGAACUUAGAAAAUACUUUUCUGGUGCCACUGGUCACUCUCAAGGUCUCAUUUCUGCCCUUGCUAUUGGCUCUUCCGAAUCUUGGGAAUCCUUUGAAGAAGAGGCUCUCAAGGCUAUCACUAUUCUCUUCUACAUUGGCUUUUACGCCCAGCGUUUCUACCCAAUCACUUCCUUGACACCUACUAUCCUCGAAGACAGUGUUGCCGAGGGUGAGGGUAAGCCUUCUCCUAUGCUUUCUGUCCGUGAUCUUUCCCGCUCUCAGCUCGAGUCUUUUAUCAAGGACACAAACAAGCAUCUCCCCAAGGAAAAACACAUUGGCAUUUCUCUCGUCAAUGGUGCCAGAAAUAUGGUCGUCACUGGCCCUCCUCAAUCCCUUUACGGUCUUAACCUUGCUCUCAGAAAGGCAAAGGCUCCCUCUGGCCUUAACCAAUCCCGUGUCCCCCACUCCCAGAGAAAGCUUCGCAUCACCAACAAGUUCCUCCCCAUUACUUCCCCCUUCCACUCUCAUCUUUUGAAGGAUGCCACUCCUUUGGUUCUUGAAGCUCUCAAGGAUGCCAAGGUCAAUUACCAAUCCAAGAAUAUCAAGAUUCCUGUUUUUGAUACUUUUGACGGCUCUGAUCUCCGCGACUCUUCUGAAGACAUUAUCUCCAGAGUCAUUGAGCUUAUUAACUUCUACCCUGUCAACUGGGAAGUUGCCACUAAGUUCACCUCCACCCACAUUGUCGACUUUGGCCCCGGUGGUGUUUCCGGCCUUGGCCCCCUUACUCACAAGAAUAAGGAGGGUACCGGUGUUCGCAUCAUCCUCGGCGGUGUUCUUGAUGGCUCCCUUAACAAUGAAGAGUAUGGCUAUAAGCAAGAACUUUUCGACCGUGAUAGCAGAUCUGUCAAGUUUGCCAUUGACUGGGUUAAGGAGUUUUCUCCUAAGCUUGUCUCGGCUUCUAACAAUACUGUCUUUGUUGACACAAAGUUCAGUAGACUCUUGGGUAGACCCCCUAUCAUGGUUCCUGGUAUGACACCCACCACCAUCCAUCCGGAAUUUGUUGCUUCCACCUUGAAUGCCGGUUACCACAUUGAAUUGGCUGGUGGCGGUUACUUCCACCCCACGAUUAUGACCGAGGCUAUUGAGAAGGUUGAGAAGACCACCUCUCCUGGUGUCGGCAUCACCAUCAACCUUAUCUAUGUCAACCCUUUCAUGAUGAAUUGGGGUAUUCCUCUUAUUAAGACUCUUCGUGAAAAGGGCUACCCUGUCGAGGGUCUUACCAUUGGUGCCGGUGUCCCCUCUUUGGAUGUUGCCAAUGAGUACAUUCGUGAUUUGGGUCUUAAGCACGUUGCCUUCAAGCCUGGUUCCACUGAAGCUAUCAAUACUGUUAUUUCUAUUGCUGCUGCUAACCCUACUUUCCCCGUUGUUUUGCAAUGGACUGGUGGCCGUGGUGGUGGUCACCACUCCUUUGAGGACUUCCAUGCCCCCAUCUUGCAAACUUAUGCUCGUAUUAGAAGACAGUCUAACAUCAUUCUCGUUGCUGGCUCUGGUUUUGGUUCCCAUACUGACACUUACCCCUACUUUACUGGUGAGUGGUCUACUGCUUACCACUAUCCUCCCAUGCCAUUUGAUGGUGUUUUGUUUGGCUCUCGUGUCAUGGUUGCUAAGGAGGCUUUCACUUCUCCUGACGCUAAGACUGCCAUUGUUGACGCUCCUGGUGUCGAAGACAAGGACUGGGAGAGAACUUACAAGGUCCCUACUGGUGGUGUCAUUACUGUCAACUCUGAAAUGGGUGAACCCAUCCACAAGCUUGCUACCCGCGGUGUUUUGUUCUGGCACGAGCUUGACAAUACUAUUUUCAACCUCCCUAAGCCUAAGCGUCUUGAAGCUUUGAAGUCUAAGCGUGCUUACAUUAUCAAGCGCCUCAAUGAUGAUUUCCAAAAGACUUGGUUUGGCCGCAAUGCUGAGGGUAAUACUGUCGAUCUUGAAGACAUGACUUAUGCUGAGGUUGUUUCCCGCUGUGUUGAGCUUUGUUAUGUCAAGAAGGAGUCUAGAUGGAUUGAUGUUUCUCUUAGAAACUUUACUGGUGAUGUCAUUAGACGUCUCGAAGAGCGUUUCACUCACCAGGCUGGUCAACAGGCUGUUCUACAGAGCUUGUCCCAGCUCGAGGAGCCCUUCAAGCUCCUUGACUCUUUGUUUGCCAAGUACCCUGCUUCUACCAAGCAACUCAUUAAUGCUCAGGAUAAGGACCACUUUUUGAUUCUCUGUCGCAGACCUACUCAAAAGCCCGUCCCCUUCGUUCCUGUCUUGGACGAUAACUUUGAGUUUUACUUUAAGAAGGAUUCUCUUUGGCAAUCAGAGGACUUGGCUGCCAUUGUUGGCGAGGAUGUUGGCCGUACCUGUAUUCUCCAGGGUCCUGUUGCUGUCAGAUGGUCUACAGAAAAGGAUGUCCCUGUUAAGGAUAUUCUUGAUGGUGUCCACAAUGGUCUUAUUGAGUCUCUCCUUAAGGACAUUUAUGGCAAUGACAAGAAGAAGAUCCCCACCACUGAAGCUUUUGGCCUUCCUGCUUCCCAGCCUAGCGCUGAUAUCGAAGCCCAGGUUGGUUCCAACAUUCUUGUUUCUCGCCAGGGUUCUUCUAUCUCUUACAAGAUUUCUUCUAAUGAGUCUUCUCUCCCCUCCAUUAACGAGUGGAUUGAUCUUAUCGUUGCCGACAAGGCUGGCUGGUUCAAGGCUCUUUUGACCACUGACAUUAUUGUCCAGGACACUAAGCAUAGACCCAACCAGAUCCGUCAGCUCUUUACUCCUGUUCAGGGUCUCAAUGUUGACAUUGCCAAUGCUGACUCUGAUAAGCUCACUGUCACUGUUUCUGAGCUUAUUCAUGGCAAGCGCACUAAUGUCAUUACUAUCUCCAAGACUGCUUCUGGCACCAUCAAGGUUGAGCUUAUUGAGGAGCGCACUUUUGAGCGCGCCCCUGUUGCUUUGGAGCUUCUUUACAACUACAGACCCGAGUUUGGCUUUGCCCCUAUUGCUGAGGUUAUGGCUGACCGCAACACUCGCAUCAAGAACUUUUACUGGCGUGUUUGGUUUGGCUCCAAGGAGUCUAUUGACUUGAACAUUGAUGUCACCAAGCCCAUCCCUGGUGACAACACUGUUGUCGAUGUCAAGGCUAUUGCUGACUUUGUCCACGCUGUUGGCAACAAUGGUGAGGCUUAUGUUUCUCGCCCUAGCAAGACCACCUUGGCUCCUAUGGACUUUGCCAUUGUUGCUGGCUGGAAGGCCAUCAUCAAGGCCAUUUUCCCCAAGGUCAUUGACGGUGAUAUUCUCAAGCUUGUCCACCUUUCCAACAGCUUUAACAUGAUUCCUGGUGCUGAGCCCUUGAAGGAAGGUGAUAACGUUAUCUCCAAGGCUAUUCUCAAGUCUGUUGUUAACCAAGAAACUGGCAAGGUUGUCAGUGUUACUGGUGUUAUUUCCCGUGAGGGCAAGCCCGUCAUGGAGGUCACCUCUGAGUUCUUUUACCGUGGCGACUACAAUGACUUUGAGAACACCUUUGAGCGCAAGAGCGAGGCCCCCAUCCAGAUUAGCCUCCAGACUCCUAAGGACGUUGCUGUCCUUUGCUCCAAGGAGUGGUUCCAGCUUGAUAACACUGACAUUGAGCUUCUUGGCCAGACCCUUACCUUCAGAACUGAGUCCUUUGUCAAGUACAAGAACAACACUGUCUUCUCUUCUGUUGAGACUACUGGCCAGGUUCUUUUGGAACUUCCUUCCAAGGAGAUUAUCCAGAUUGCCACUGUCGAGUAUGAAGCCGGUGAGUCUCACGGCAACCCUGUCAUUGACUACCUCCAGCGUAACGGCAAGACCAUUGAGCUUCCUGUUUACUUUGAGAAUGCCAUUCCUCUUAACGGUGGCACUGAGCUUGUUUUGAGAUCUCCUGCUUCUAACGAGCCCUACGCUAACGUUUCUGGUGAUUACAACCCUAUCCACGUUUCUCGCAUCUUUUCCAAGUAUGCCAACCUUCCUGGUACCAUCACCCACGGAAUGUACUCCUCUGCUGCUGUCCGCUCCCUGGUGGAAGUUUGGGCUGCUGAGAACAAUGCCGCUCGUGUCCGUGCCUUCAAGUGCUCAUUUGUCGGCAUGGUUCUCCCUAACGACGAUAUCCAAGUCAAGCUUGAGCACGUUGGUAUGAUUAACGGCCGUAAGAUUGUCAAGGUUGAGUGCAUUAAUGUCGAGACCCAAUCCCCUGUCCUCACUGGUGAGGCUGAGGUUGAGCAGCCCAACUCUUCUUAUGUCUUUACUGGUCAAGGUUCCCAGGAACAAGGCAUGGGUAUGGACCUUUACGAGUCUUCUCCUGUCGCUCGUGAAGUCUGGGAUCGUGCUGACAACCAUUUUGUCAACAACUACGGUUUCUCUAUUGUUGACAUUGUCAAGAACAAUCCCAAGGAGCUUACUGUCCACUUUGGUGGCCCCCGUGGUAACGCCAUCCGUGAGAACUACAUUUCCAUGAUGUUUGAGUCUAUUGAUGAGAAUGGUCAGAUCAAGUCUGAAAAGAUCUUUAAGGAUAUUACCGAGACUACUGACUUUUACACAUUCAAGUCUCCCACUGGUUUGCUGUCAGCCACCCAGUUCACUCAGCCCGCUCUUACCCUCAUGGAGAAGGCUUCUUUCGAGGACAUGAAGUCCAAGGGUCUUGUUGCCGCCAACUCUUCCUUUGCUGGUCAUUCCCUCGGUGAAUACUCUGCCCUGGCUUCUCUCGGUGACGUUAUGCCUAUUGAGAGUUUGGUCGAGGUUGUUUUCUACAGAGGUAUGACUAUGCAGGUUGCUGUUCCUAGAGAUAGCCUGGGUCGUUCCAACUACGGUAUGUGCGCUGUCAACCCUUCGAGAAUCUCACCCACAUUCGACGAUGCUGCUUUACGAUUUGUCGUUGACCACAUUUCUCAACAGACUAAGUGGCUGUUAGAAAUUGUCAACUACAAUGUCGAAAAUACUCAAUACGUUGCUGCUGGUGAUCUUCGUGCCCUUGACACCCUGACCAACGUUCUUAACUUCCUUAAGAUUCAGAAACUUGACAUUGUCAAGCUCCAGCAACAGCUUUCUGUUGAGAAGGUCAAGGAGCAUCUUACUGAGAUUGUUGAAGACGUUGCCCAAAAGUCGUUGGCUAAGCCCCAGCCCAUUGACCUUGAGCGUGGUUUCGCCGUCAUUCCUCUUAAGGGUAUUUCUGUCCCCUUCCACUCUUCGUACCUCCGUGGUGGUGUUAAGCCCUUCCAACGUUUCCUUGUUAAGAAGAUUCCUCAGAAUGCUGUCAAGCCUGCCAACCUUAUCAACAAGUACAUUCCUAACUUAACUGCCAAGCCUUUUGAGAUUACAAAGGAGUACUUUGAGGAGGUUUACAAGCUUACUGGUAGUGAUAAGAUUAAGAGUGUCUUGGACAACUGGGAGAAGUACGAGAGUUCGUAA
Molecule: messenger RNA, 6243 nt
Organism: Magnusiomyces paraingens
Lineage: Eukaryota; Fungi; Ascomycota; Dipodascomycetes; Dipodascales; Dipodascaceae
Exons: 1
Coding region: 1-6243 (2080 amino acids)
Biological process (GO): long-chain fatty acid biosynthetic process
Cellular component (GO): fatty acid synthase complex
Molecular function (GO): [acyl-carrier-protein] S-malonyltransferase activity; enoyl-[acyl-carrier-protein] reductase (NADH) activity; [acyl-carrier-protein] S-acetyltransferase activity
Source: RefSeq, a predicted model, not a curated record